Messenger RNA from Trypanosoma grayi, 1122 nucleotides. RefSeq lists its product as hypothetical. Bases 1 to 1122 code for a protein of 373 amino acids. Lineage: Eukaryota; Euglenozoa; Kinetoplastea; Trypanosomatida; Trypanosomatidae. The record is from RefSeq and is a predicted model, not a curated record. The transcript has a single exon.
AUGCUUCGCUGGGUUGUCAAGGAGGUGGAAAGCCCGUACGGCGACGUCGCCACGAUGCACUGGGCGGUGGGCGAUGACGACACAGGCGAUGGCGGCAGCAGCAGCAAUAACGGUGCGACACACAGUGCAGCCGAUGAUUGCGACGAGAUGCAGCUGCUGCAGCAACUGGAGAGUGCCGAGGACCAGCUGGGCGCAGUGCUGUGGAACAGCAACAGUGUCGCCCUGCGCUACCUGCAGCAGCACGUGCUGCGCGACACGGCGGCGGCAGCGUACCGCGUGGUGGAGCUCGGCGCCGGUGUUGGUUGUCUCGGCAUCGCGCUGGCGAUGGCGGGGGCACGUGUUGUGACAACGGACCUGAAGGAGCUCGUACCGCUCAUGCAGAAGAAUAUUGAGCUGAAUGCCGCGCGGAUUGCGUCGCGGAGUCAUGGGCGCGGCGCCUGCACAGCACUCGCGUGGCGAUGGGGGCCACCCCCGCGGCCCAACCUGAAGAAUGCUAUAAAUAAGACCAAGGGAACGAAGGUGCAGCAACGGAAGGAAGAAAAGGUGGAGAAAAAGAUGGCCGGUGCGGCAGGGAAAGUGUCUUCGCCGUACGCUGUGUCGUCUGCGUCCUUCUCGGCGCUGCAGCGGCUGCUGGACCGCGUUGACCUUGUGGUGCUGUGCGACGCCCUCUACGGCAACCCGAAGGACUGGCCGCAGCUGCUGUACACACUGACGGAGAUUCUCGCCGCGAACCCGUCGUGUGAGGUGAUCAAUUUCUGUGAACAGCGUGUGGACGAUGUUGAGGGCGACUUUCUGCGGCUCCUGCAGCAGGAGAACGCCAAGACGUUACCGUGUGGUGGCACUGAAGCUGCGGAUGCGGGUUGUUUGGACGAGCACGAGAGUAUGGACGCGGCGCUGACGCGGAUGCGGGGGUUGCACGACUGGCAAACUUCAACAGAAGUCAUAAGCGACGCGUCAAGUGAUUUGGGCAUGACGGUGCGUGCGACACGCAUACGCUGGGUGCCGCGGCCGCCGCAGCAGCAGCAAAGGAAGCGACAGGCCUCGUCGUCGUCGUCGGUUUCGGUUGGUGGUGAUGAUAAGGUCGGGGUGGAACCGCCACGCAAGCGGGGAAGAGCCUCGUGA